AUGCCUGCGGUGAGUUUAAUAGCCUCCUUUUGGACCUUUUUACCAGAGUUGUUGAUUUCCACAUUAGCCGAUACUGCCAAAUUUCUCUUCUUGGACAUGAAAAACCACUCUUUGAACUUAACCUUUGUAGCCAAAUCCAACCUGAAAACCACUGUGGAUCCAUUAGAAACCGCAUUCACUGCGUCGUACCAAGGAACACCGUCGACGGCGACACCACCGACGGGCACGGAUUUGGCUGGAAUCGACGGCUACCUAAGCGACGGGGAGAGUUGGUGGAGAUGGGCUCGCGUUUUUGUCGGUCAUUUGGGGGAGAAGGUUUGGGGGAAGAGGGGAAAUGGGGGUAAAAUGUCGUUUCUGGGCCGGGUGGUUUCGUUUCUGUUGGGCCGGGUCAUUGCCUAG
Molecule: messenger RNA, 399 nt
Organism: Fraxinus pennsylvanica
Lineage: Eukaryota; Viridiplantae; Streptophyta; Magnoliopsida; Lamiales; Oleaceae
Source: the annotation of a GenBank genome assembly